CCACCUCGGGUACAAAUGAACACCAUCAAUUUUAUCCAACCCACCGCCGCCGUUGCCUCCGUACCUCCUCCCCCUCCUCCCUCCUGUUCUUCUCUUCCCCUACGCCCCUUCUCUCACUCCCCUUCUCCUCCUCCUCUUAAACCCUCACUAAACCCUCACCCUUCUCUCUCACUCUCUCUCUCUUCUCCAAGUUCAGUCCCCAAACUCAAAACCCAAAUCCAAUUCCAGUCCCUCCCAUCCCCACAACCCCUCUUGAAUUCAAACCCUCCCAAUGACCGCCACCAAACCCACAAAUUCCUCCACCAUUUAAUUCAUUUGCUCCGCCUCUCCGCCCGUCACGGCGACCGAGAACUCGCCAGGGCCGCACACGCAUCAAUUCUCAAGCUUCAAGAAGAUACCCAUCUUGGCAAUGCCCUCAUUUCAGCUUAUCUCAAGCUGGGCCUUGUUUCGGAUGCUCACCUGGUUUUCCUAAGCCUUUCCUGCCCAAAUGUUGUGUCUUUCACUACUUUGGUUUCGGGAUUUUCCAAGGCGGGUCGAGAGGAGGAGGCUGUGGAGCUUUUCUUCCAGAUGAGGAAUUCGGGUAUUAAGCCCAAUGAGUACAGCUUUGUUGCAAUUUUAACUGCUUGUAUUCGGGUUCUCGAGCUGGAUUUGGGUUUGCAAGUUCAUGCCUUGGUGGUCAAAUUGGGGUACUUGGAUUAUGUUUUUGUUUCGAAUGCGCUUAUGGGUUUGUAUGGUAAAUGUUUGUGUUUGGAUUAUGUGCUUAAACUGUUUCAUCAAUUGCCCGAGAGAGACACGGCGUCUUUGAAUACUGUUAUGUCGAGUUUAGUGAAGGAGUUUAUGUAUGAUGAAGCAUUUGAGUUGUUUCGUGAACUGCGGCAAACGGAGGGGUUUGGAGUCGAUCAUUUCACAGUUUCAACCCUUUUGACUGCCUGUUCUGGGAGCAAUGCUUUCAGAGAAGGUAAAGAGGUUCAUGCUCAUGCUAUCAAAAUUGGUUUAGAGGCCAAUUUGAGUGUUAGCAAUGCCCUUAUUAGGUUCUAUGCUGUGUGUGGGAGUGUAAACGGUGUGAAUGCUUUGUUUGCGAGGAUGCCUGUGAAGGACGUUAUUACGUGGACAGAAAUGAUUACAGCCUACAUGAAAUUCGGGUUGGUAGAUUUGGCUAUCAAGAUGUUUGAUAACAUGCCUGAGCGGAAUUCUGUUUCUCAUAAUGCUGUACUGGCUGGUUUUUGUCGAAAUGGUGAAGGCUUGGGGGCUUUGGAUUUAUUUACAAAAAUGUUGAAGGAGGGAAUGGAGAUGACAGACUUCACUUUGACAAGUGUUGUUAACGCUUGUGCCUUGCUUAGGGAUUGUAAAACCAGUGAGCAAAUCCAUGGGUUAAUUAUCAAGUUUGAUUUUGGGUCAAAUGCUUGUAUUGAAGCUGCAUUACUUGAUAUGUAUACAAGGUGUGGUCGGAUGACAGAUGCAAAAAAGUUGUUUCAUUGGUGGCCGCCUGAGCAGGAUAGCUCUGUACUUUUGACAUCAAUGAUUGGUGGAUAUUCUCGAAAUGGGCAACCGGACGAGGCAAUUUCUCUUUUCCACCUCCAUCAAUCUGAAGGAAGAAUGGUUAUGGAUGAAGUCUCAUCCACUUCACUACUUGGUCUUUGUGGAACUUUAGGGAUAAAUGAACUGGGGAAACAAAUCCACUGCCAUGCUUUGAAGUGCGGUUUUCUAACUGAUCUAGGAGUCGGAAAUGCCACAAUUAGCAUGUACACUAAGUGUUGGAACAUGGAAGACGGAGUCAAGUUGUUCAAUACGAUGCCCACUCAUGACAUAGUUUCAUGGAAUGGUUUGCUUGCUGGUUAUCUUCUCCACAGACAAGGCGAUGAGGCCUUGGCUGUCUGGUCAAAUAUGGAGAGGACUGGCAUAAAACCGGAUCAGAUUACUUUUAUUUUGAUUAUUUCAGCAUACAGACACACUACAUCCAAUUUAGUUGACGAUUGUCGUAGCUUGUUUCUCUCCAUGAAAACUGUUUAUGACAUCGAACCCACCUCAGAGCACUUUGCCUCCUUUGUUGGUGUUCUAGGGUACUGGGGUCUACUGGAUGAAGCAGAGGAAACAAUCAGUAAGAUGCCUUUUGAGCCUGAGUUUAUUGUUUGGCGAGCUUUGCUUGACAGUUGUAGAAUCCAAACAAAUACAACCAUUGGAAAAAGGGUUGUGAAACGUAUCCUUGCCAUGGAGCCCAAAGAUCCAUCUGCCUACAUACUUGUAUCAAAUCUCUACUCAGCAUCUGGAAGAUGGCACUGCUCCGAAAUGGUUAGGGAGGAUAUGAGGAAAAAGGGGUUCCGGAAACACCCAAGUCAAAGUUGGAUCGUUCAUAACAACAAGAUACAUCCAUUCUAUGCAAGAGAUAAAUCCCAUCCCCAAGCAAAAGACAUAUAUAGUGGAUUGGAAAUACUCAUCUUAGAGUGCAUAAAAGCCGGUUAUGUGCCAGACACAAGCUUUGUUCUUCAUGAAGUAGAAGAGCACCAGAAGAAAGAUUUCUUGUACUAUCACAGUGCAAAGUUAGCAGCAACCUAUGGCCUACUGACCAUGAAGCCUGGAAAACCAAUCCGCGUAGUGAAGAAUAUCCUCCUUUGUGGAGACUGCCACGCGUUCUUGAAAUACAUGUCGAUUGUCACAAGAAGAGCAAUCUAUGUCAGGGAUGCUUCCGGAUUUCAUUGUAUUUCUAGUGGUCAGUGCUCAUGCAAAGAUUAUUGGUGACUGGGAUUACUAGUGGAAGCUGGAUACUGAUGCAGCGUCUGUCAUUGUUUGCUGCACGUGGUAUAGAGCUUCUGAGGAUUCAUUCUGUUCAUCGUCACUCCGGCAUGGCAUUUACUUUGAUCCUUUUUAGAGUUUUACUGUUUUGUUUCUUAUUCCUAGGUCUACUUUCAACAAAUCAAAUGCAUGUUUUAGUAAUAACUCGCCUAGGCUUUGUCGGGCAGGUGCGCAUCAGGGCUCAUUCCCUUUUUGUUUAAAAGUUGCAAAAAUCUGGGAAAAAAAAAUUGAGUAAAUUACAUUUUACUACCUCA
This is a messenger RNA of Pyrus x bretschneideri (Chinese white pear), 3044 nucleotides long. RefSeq names its product pentatricopeptide repeat-containing protein At5g03800. The record is from RefSeq and is a predicted model, not a curated record. The coding region runs from base 16 to 2736 and encodes 906 amino acids. Gene Ontology annotation, biological process: RNA modification. Gene Ontology annotation, molecular function: zinc ion binding; protein binding; RNA binding. NCBI's taxonomy places the organism in Eukaryota, Viridiplantae, Streptophyta, Magnoliopsida, Rosales, Rosaceae. The transcript has 2 exons.